AUGAUUGGCUGGCAAGCCCCGACCCAGGGGUGGGCUUGUUUAAACAUGGAUGGAUCAGUGAUGCUCAGUCAAGGAAGUGCAGCAGCGAGAGGAGUGCUCCGGAGUGAUGAAGGCCUCUUUAUAGACUCGGCUGCAACCAUUGCUUUGCUUCAAGGUGAUCAGACUCUUCAUCCCCACCAUACGCUGGUAAACUCGAUCAAGCGGCAGCUGAAGCAGCAAUGGGAGGUUCAUAUCAUGCAUGUGUUCAGGGAAGGCAACUAUGUUGCUGAUUACUUAGCUUCGGUAGGACAUUCUAUUCCUGUGGGGAUCCAGAUUGUGGAAAUCACUAGCUCUAUGCUAAAUCACUAG
Messenger RNA from Linum trigynum, 348 nucleotides. Lineage: Eukaryota; Viridiplantae; Streptophyta; Magnoliopsida; Malpighiales; Linaceae. The record is from the annotation of a GenBank genome assembly.